UCUUGUUCCGUGAUUAGAGCUUCUGCUGCAAUGCGUGAUGGACGGCAAGAAGCACUAGUAAGAACAAGCUUUCUUUUAGUUGACUUGACAGGUGACAGGGCAGUGAAUUGAUUUUUUCGAAAAUGUCGUUAACAGACAAGCUUUCCAUGCUUAUGGCCCGGCCGGGCGGCGACAAUGCCCAGAAAGAUGACGUGCCUUGGUGGAUGCGCUACGCUGGUCGGGGACUUGGAACAGUUGGCGGUUUCAUUGCCAUAGUCCUGGGUCUCCUCAACUGCAUCAGCAUCGUGGUCCUGAACGUGGCCUGCCUCAUAGCCGGCAUCUGGCAGAUGCUGGCAGGGUUCAUAGUGAUAGUGUGUGAAGCUCCGUGCUGCUGCUUCUUCAUAGACUACGUGCAGACCCUCAGCGAUAAGGUGGAGAGCAGGCCUUAUUGGAACAAGGCUGCGCUGUAUAUUGGGCUGUCAGUCCCACCAUUCUUCAUGUGCUUCCUAAGCAUGAGCACGUGGUUCGGCAGCGGUCUGAUCUUCGCGACCGGUAUCAUAUACGGCAUGAUGGCGCUCGGCAAAAAAGGCUCCAUAGAAGACAUGAGGACGUCGGCUGCCAACUUGGAAGCAGGGUUAGGCCAGCCGACGAGCGCGCCUCGCGCCAACCUCGUGACGAACGAACAGCCCAUCAGCUUCACCGGCGUUCCCGCGCGCAACUGACCCCGUACUCCGUGAGUCUCCUUCAUUGUAUGCGCUCCUGGUACUCGAUAGAUCAUAAGGGAAUUAACAUGGACUCAUUAUACUGGUUUUUAUUAUGCUGGCGCCCUGGAAAAAAUAAUCCAGCGCCCUUUAUUAUCCUGGCGCCCCUAAAAUUACAUUUCAAUUAACUAUGAAUUCUUGUUUAAUUAUCCUGGCGCCCUACUGAUUAAUAAAUGGGAACCCUGCCAGUUGCCCAUUUAAUUAUCUGGCGCCUUUAAUCGCUUGUAUGCCGCUAAUUAUAGAACAAUAGAAAAUCAAUUGUGUCUCGCGCACCGGCAUACAACAGGUUACUAGUUUACUACUAAAGUUUGGCGCUGAAACGGUACUGCCUUGAUUUUUAAGAGGCCAGCGUUAUAAAAUUGCUUGUAUUUCUAAAAUGUUUAUAUAAUUUAAGAGUUCAGACCUGUUAUCACGAAUCAUUUUAAGAUAUAAGGUAGUGGUAUGCAAUAAAUAUGUGUACAACUUACCUUAUAAAAUGCAUAGUUAAAUGAUUUGUGGUAAUGGGUUAUGUGGAAUUACCCUAUUUGUGAAAUGUGAAUGUAAAAUGUUAUUCAUAGUUUAUUCUAGUUGAUCGGAUGAAUGUUUCAAAAUACCAGUUUUAUAUAAAUGAAUGCUGAUUUUUUAUGGCAAGUAUUUUUUGUAAGAAUUUCUGGUACUAUGGAGCGCAUAGUUAUUACUAAGACUUUAUUAACGUCUAUACUAAAGAUAAGUUCAGCCGAAACUUCGAGACGUUCAGCAAUAUUCACUGUAAACUCCUUAGUUUAGUGUUGCCAACAAAAAAAGUGUCCUCCAUACAAAACAAAUAGUAUUGCCAACGUUUUUGAUUGAGUCUGCUUGUAGAUAGUUAAUAUUCUUGUCUAUGAUAAUAUUCAGCAUGAUUGUAUUAUAAUAUUCAAUUAUUUGUUAAAUCUAUAGAGGUUUAUGAACUAAGCACAUUAUACUAGACAUAUUGUACCAUAUCGCUUGGCCCGUGAGAGGAGAUUAAACAAAAAUAGAUGUUAUGUCCUUGCAAUAGAGGCUGUUUUGCAAUAAGUGGUCUUUUUAAUAAGAACAUGUUCAUAAUAAAGGACCAAUGCACUUGAAAUCUAUUAAAAGUGAACCUCAAACAGAAGUAAUUUGGUAGGAGAAUUAUUUAUUUAUGUCUUAAGGGCUAAUCAGAUUUGUGGGGUGGCUUCAAAAUGAAGUAUGGUGUGAAGAUACCAUAAUGUUCCGGAUUGGAUGGUCUCGUCUCAAUAGCUAUGUCAAUUUUGAAGUCACGGUGUUAUAGUAAUAAAGUUAGGAACUUCUUACACUUUGAAAUAAGAUGUAUCCUUUGGUACUUCAUAUUUAUUCGUUCUUUAGGUAGCGAGUGUAAUCGUAACGUAGUCGAGGGCUGUUAAUAGUAUAAUUAUUUGUUUAAUGUUAAUUUAUUAGGCGAACGGUACACGAUUGCUCACGUUUUGGGUUUUUUCAACGUUUUAUUACUUUCUAUGUGGGUAUCGUAAAACCCCUUUUAGAAACUUCAGGGGAUAUUACUGACUCAAUUCUGCCCUCUAUGAAAUAGUAAAACGUCUAUAUUUCAUACAUAUCUUCAAAAUACCUGGCUGAAAAAGUUUUACUUUUAAAACUGUUAUUUUUCACUAGUAAAUUGUUAUCAUCUUGUGGUGACACAAAAAUCGUAAUUAAAUAAAAUUAUUUAUAUUAUUAUUGCUCAUAUUUUAUAUUAUUUUCGUCCAAAUUAUUAUAGGCAGUUAUAUUGAAUUGUGCGGCCAUAUGUCGUGUUUCAAGGAGUUUGAUCCAAAUUAAAUGAUACUUAGCGUAGUAGUUAGCGAAAUUUUCUUGACAUUGAUGUAAUGUGUUUAUUUCUAUAGAAAAUAUAUGUAGCUACGCCUUCCUUCGUGCUAGACUUACUGAGGCCUCGUUCACGCCGACUGGAGCCUCGUUUAGUACUUCACUUCGUCUCGUCGCUUCUAAGAAAAUGCAGUCAUUACUGGCUCAUGAACGCGGCGAGCUACUAAACCGAAUGCUAAAUGAGGCAUCAGUUGUAACGAAGCCUGAUAUUUCACCAUAUCGUAUUCCUUAUGAAGUUGUGAUUUGUUUCGGAAGCAUUUUUUUAAAGCUGUGUUUGUUAAAGACAUUAAGAGAGGGAUUCUUUUGCCUUGUAAUCAGGGUUUACUUGUAAGUUCUGAGACCGGAUUAUCAACAGACUAAACGAGGCAUUAGGAUCGUAUUGUAAGCAUUCCGGAAUCGUACUGAAUUUAUGGGUCUUUUCUUUUCAAUUCUUAUCUUGCAUGCAAACUAGUUGUCAUAACAUUGUUACAACAAUGUCAAUUUGUUGAGACGGUGUUAAUUUCAAGUGUAGUGGACUAGACUACAUGGAACUACCUUCCCUAGCCAGAAAAUAUGUACCUAUAACUACAAUUCUUUAUAAAUGUUUUUGGUCAGUAUUCAAUGGAUAUUAAUAGAUAUUAUAAGCAGUUGAGAAACCGAACUAUAUGACAUUUGUUGAAGUUUGGACAGCAUCUGUGUAUGGUAUGGUAGUCUCAACUAUUAAUGGACACAUUUUUGAAAAUAUAUAUCACAUAGCCAUUAGAGAAUUGUUCUGCAACACAAUAUAAAAAAAGAUUAUCACUGUUACUGUAAUUGCAAGAUAUUUUUGUAAAAUAAAGAUUAUAAAACGCCACAGUGACUGCGUAAGUAUUAUUGUGAAUAAGAAAGGCCCUAGUCUUAGGUAAUAUUUUGCUAGUUUUAACAUUUUUGCUCACACAGCCAAUAUUUUAGUGAAAAGAGUUUUUAUUUAAACUUGUAUAAUUAUGAAGUGUUGCCAGGAUUAUUGAAUUGAUUUUUAAACUUGCAACACUGAUUGGAAUGAUUGAUUACGUGCAAUGUGCUUCCUUAUUUACAUUGAAUAUUUUUUUUAUUAGACAUCAUGAUUUUUACAUGCAUCGAUUUAUUUAUCUAUCUAUAUUAAGCGAAUUAAUUGUUAAAAUAAGAAUUUACGUUGAGAUUGUAUAUAGUAUAUGGUAUGAUGAUUAAAUUGAUAAGUUGGUAUAUAUUCUUGCUUAGCCUAAACACUUGCAACUCUGUUCAAGUUCAGUUCGACAGUUAUUUGAGAUUUAAAUAGUUACGUGGCUUGUAUACUUAGGGUUAGUGCAGAGAUAAAAAUAGAACGUUUAGUGCACUGUGUAGGCAAGAAAAUAAUAGUUAAUAGAUACAAAGGCAGUUGUAGACCUGUGUCAAAUAUGUUGGAAUUUUAUAGUAAUGGGAUCUUUUCCAGCAAAUAUUGCAAUAUUAACCUUAAGGUUCUUUACCGAACAAAGUAUUUAUCCCUGCACUGAAUCCAAGUGGUAACUAGUAAAAUUGUUUGUAACACAUACAGUAAGAGUAUACAUAGUUGUAUAGUUUAAGCGGUUGCAGUUGUUUCUCGUCAAGUUACUGUUAUAAUUAGGAAAGCAUAUCUGUAAUAAAUGUGUGUAUAUUGA
Molecule: messenger RNA, 4201 nt
Organism: Helicoverpa zea (corn earworm)
Lineage: Eukaryota; Metazoa; Arthropoda; Insecta; Lepidoptera; Noctuidae
Gene: fwe
Product: calcium channel flower
Exons: 5
Coding region: 123-701 (192 amino acids)
Biological process (GO): vesicle-mediated transport
Cellular component (GO): membrane
Source: RefSeq, a predicted model, not a curated record